AAAAUGCCAAAUACAAAUGAUCAACGUUUUGAAAUGGAUAAAGUAUGGAUUUAAAGUUAGAUUGAUUGACGUGGCCAAGUCAAACAAUUCAGGAUUCCAAAAUAGUAUGAAAAAAGUGAAACAUAAAACAACAUUUUAGUCAGGCAAAGGCUAGGCAGCCAGACAGGCAGAGUGCCUGUUUGGUGUUGGUUGGAGGGAUUCAUCAGAAUUUUGAGAGAGGGGGAAAAUAGCAAAAAAGAAAGGAAAAAAUAGAGAGAAACGAGAGAGAGAGUUUUUGAUGAUGAUAACAGUUUCUCUCUCCUCCAAUCUCCGUGCUUCUGCUCUGCCACCCUCCUCCUCCGCCUCCUCCUCCUUCACUAGCACUAUUAUCAUUGUAAUAAUUAUUAUUGAUUCUACAAUCUUCUUUGUAUCAACGUGUGUAACAAGAUAAUUUCAACAAAAACAACAAAUAAAAUCCAAUAUUUCCCUUCUUUUUUUUUCUUUUUUUUUUUUCCCGGUGGUUUCCUGGGAGGACCCUUUAGGCAUCGUUAAGGGAAGAUAGCAGCCAGGGAAACAUUCCAUUAAUGUGAUAAUGGCUGCUUCCACCGCAUUCAUCAAGCCUACCAACAGGCCCAAGAAACGGCUUUAUCAAGUUUGGAAGGGUCGGAAUAGAUUUUUCUGCGGUGGGAGAUUCAUCUUCGGUCCAGAUGGGACAUCGGUUCUUUUAUCGACAUUCCUGAUAGGGACUCCCGCAUUGACAUUCUGCGCUAAGACGUUUCUGAGUCUGUCUCAAGUUGAUUAUGUUUAUGGCCAUGUUGUGCUCCUUGUUGGAUUGUUUCUCACAGUUUUGGAUUUGUCCUUUCUUUUCAUGACAUCUGCAACAGAUCCCGGGAUAGUCCCUAGGAAUUCCCGACCUCCUGAAUCAGAAGAACUAACAUCCUCCACUUCAACAUCUAUGGAAUGGAUAAACAGUGCAACCCCUGAUCUGAAAUUGCCAAGAACAAAAGAUGUCCUCAUCAAUGGCCUCACGGUGAAAGUGAAGUACUGUGACACAUGUUUACUGUACCGCCCAGCGCGUGCUUCUCAUUGCUCGAUAUGCAACAACUGCGUUCAGAGGUUCGAUCACCACUGUCCGUGGGUUGGCCAGUGCAUCGGAGUUCGCAACUAUAGGUGCUUUAUCCUCUUUAUCACAACUUCGACAACUUUGUGCAUAUAUGUCUUCACCUUUUCACUGUUAAACCUGAUGAAGCAAGAAGGAAGCAUUUGGAGGAGCAUGUCCAAGGAUAUAGUGUCAGUCAUUCUGAUAGUCUAUUGCUUUGUUGCUGUCUGGUUUGUUGGCGGACUUAGUGUUUUCCACUUCUAUCUCAUGUGCACAAAUCAGACAACCUAUGAGAACUUCCGGUAUCGUUAUGAUAAGAAGGAAAAUCCAUUCAAUCUGGGGAUUUUAAAGAACCUGAAGGAAAUACUGCUCUCGAGGUCUCUAACAUCUCUGGUGAACUUCCGAGAUUGGGUGACAGAGGAAGAAGAUGACAGCACUAUCAGCUCCAUAUCACAUAAAUUUCGUGGAGAUGUCACUAAUCAUCCUAAGGGCAUGAUUGACAUUGAAGCUGGAGGCAAACUCAGGAAAGAUGGUAUUUACCAGCUUCCAGAAAUCCUGCACAAGAUUGAUUAUAGUGGUAUAAAUGAUAGCUUGAAGAAGGAAGGAGGUGGCGGAGUAAAUAUCGUGUUUGAUCCUCUGAUCUAUCCAGCUGAUCAAAACGUGAAAGGAGAUGAUGAUAGGUCUGAGGAUAGCUCAAGCAAACCGUCUCCAGCAGUUCUUCACAGAUAGUGAUGAGGACCUAUGUCUUUCUGUUUCAGGCUCAACUAUUUCUGUACGAUUUUUGUAAUGCUAUAUGGCGGCUGCUUUUUGCUGAGAGUGGACAUGUUGAAUUGGCUUGAGGCAGACGAGUCUGUAACGUCUUUCUUGGACCCUUUACUUCUUUGUUUGGAAACGUAGGAGCGAGAGAAUGCAUUCGAGGAGACAAAAGAGAUUAAUAGCAGAAGAAAUCAAAAGAGAUGAAUGUCUGCUUGCUUCGAGAGCUGAUAAAAAGUGUAGCCAUCAAUCAAUUUGUAAAGUAUUUGUAACUUCCUUCCUCUUUUAUUUUAUUCUUUUUUUCUUUCUAUUCUUCAUCCUUUUCUUGCCUUUCUUUCUUUUAUCUUCCGGUUUGGGCAGUUCACAUCCAAAAUGGGAUUUGUAAAUUAUGUUC
Molecule: messenger RNA, 2225 nt
Organism: Oldenlandia corymbosa var. corymbosa
Lineage: Eukaryota; Viridiplantae; Streptophyta; Magnoliopsida; Gentianales; Rubiaceae
Source: the annotation of a GenBank genome assembly